This is a messenger RNA of Scatophagus argus, 1959 nucleotides long. RefSeq lists its product as uncharacterized. The transcript is spliced from 2 exons. Gene Ontology annotation, cellular component: cytoplasm. NCBI's taxonomy places the organism in Eukaryota, Metazoa, Chordata, Actinopteri, Scatophagidae. The record is from RefSeq and is a predicted model, not a curated record. Bases 417 to 1100 code for a protein of 227 amino acids.
AACGUUGCUCCGCAAUUAGAGGACGUGUGUAAGUAAGGUACCAAUUUUCCUGUACCCUCAAGUUAUUAUUGCAGAUGUCACAGCAAAUGGGCUGUGGAAAUGAAGUAAACGUCAUGGAAAUUUCAGCGCAACUGUAAACUUUCAUGGACAGUGUGUAGCACAUGUCACCGUACCGCAAAACGAUGUGUGGCCCGUACGGGGAUCGAACCCGCGACCUUGGCGUUAUUAGCACCACGCUCUAACCAACUGAGCUAACCGGCCUCAGGUGUCGGAAGCCAUGACGUCAUCACAACUGCAAGCGAAACUUACUGAACAGAAAGUAGAAGCUUCCGGACUGACAGGGUGAUAGCUCCUCUGUGACUCUGUAGAUCUGAGGUGAAACAACAUCGUCUGUCAAGUCACAUUCCUAAAUCAGGAUGUCAGUGCAGUUCUCUGGCUGGGAGGUGGUCGAUGACGGUGCUUCUUUUCCUGGUGUGGAGCUGGGGCCCUCCCAAAAACCCCAAAAACGAGGCGUCUACACCAUGUACCAUGGGACCAGUGUUUCCAGCGCACGGCUCAUCAUUGCCAACGGUUUUACGCAGUCAUCACGCGGCAUGCUGGGAAGAGGUGUUUAUGUCAGUCGUGAUAAGAAGAAGGCGGCUCAUUAUCCACUGAAUAGUCAGAUUACAGACCGUGUGGUCCUUGAGUUACGUGUGCGUCCUGGCCGCGUCAAGCGUAUUGACAAGGACAACCACCCUAUGCAACUCAGCUGGCACACAAAUGGCUACGACACUGCAUGGGUGCCCCCCAAUUGUGGCAUGACAGCCGUGCCCAGCGGCCUGGAGGAGGACUGUGUGUUUGACCCCAAAAGAGUGCAGGUGGUAGGCAUUGCAAAGGCGCCAAACAACACGAUACAGAAAGAUCUUGAACAACUUCUGUCUAAAACAGCCAAAAACAAAGGAGGAGGAGGAGGAGGGGGAGGCAAUGGUGCUGCAGAUGGGUGUUUGCUGUGUAAGAGAAGGACUCAGCAGGGUUCUCCACACAUCAAGCAACAGUGCUGGAAGUGUGGGCAAAACAUCUGCAUUCUCAUGACCAAACAUUUCUGUCCAGAUAAACCAUGACCGGCGCUUCAGUGUGAUGCUAAGAGGAUCCCGGUGAUCUUGCUUUGUAAACAAGACUCAUAGUCUCAGUUUGUCUUCUUAGAUAAAGCAACAACUGUAAUGGGUGUAACGUGUUUUUAUUACUUGCUGUUGAAAAAGUUUUGGGGUUGGCUGUAAAUAAGCUACAAAAUUUUAUUCAUGAAUUGAGACCAGUUCGUCAUUAUCUCACCUGUAAUUUGUUAUUCCACAAAGUAAAAAGAAAGUUUACAAUGUUAAUCUGUUAUUUCUAUAGCACUGCCUUUGUAUUAUCCAAUCAAUAAGCAUUGAUUGAUCACAGACAAUAAACCUAAAGAGAAAUUAUUCUCUUUCUGUCUUACUGUGGACAUCAGCUAUUUUGUGUAAAGUAAAUUUAAAGGUCCAGUGGAAUUUAAGAUAAAAUUGGAGUAUAAUAUUCCUAACUGUGUUUUCAUUAAUUUAUAUUCACCUGAGAGCAAGAAUUGUUGUGUUUUCAUUACCUGAGCCUUUUGUAUCUGUGGUGGGAGCAGAUCCUCUUCAACAUAGUCUGCCAUGUUUCUACAAGAGCCCAGAAUGGACAAACUAAACACUGGCUCUUAUGAAGGCCUUUUUGCGUUUUUUAUCUGCCACCAUAGUGAUACCAGGGUGAUACGAGGGGUGUUCAGUUGGUUGCAAUCUGCAAUCAUAGUUUGAUUUAUAAUUUUAAUUGUAAAGGCACACUGCCUGUGUCUAGGCAGCUAUCUCUAAGUAGUAUCAAUUGGGAAGGGAAAAUGUCGUACAUUUUUAAAAGAUUUGAUGUGCCAUUUUCAUUGACAGCUUCUGCAACUCGUGAAAAUAUCAGUAAUAUUAAUACCGUAAGUUGGAC